CAGCACCCCACGCCCUUGUCCCUAGGAAUUGCAUCUCCUUACCACGCUCCGAGCUACCUUAAUCAGUCUACAUUCCUCGUAUUCAAGAUUUCCCGCGGUACCUAAAGAUACUCACCGCUCAUUAUGUCUGGAUACGACCGAGCUCUUUCAGGACCUUUAGCCCUGAUGGGCACGUCUUCCAGGUGGAAUAUGCUAUGGAAGCUGUCAAGCGAGGAACUUGCGCUGUCGGUGUAAAAGGAAAAGAUGUCGUUGUGUUGGGAUGCGAGAAACGGUCCGCUCUGAAACUCCAAGAUACCCGCAUCACACCAUCGAAGAUCGCCGUCCUGGACAACCACGCUAUCCUCGCCUUCGCUGGCUUAAAUGCUGACGCUCGGAUUCUCAUCGACAAGGCCCGGUUAGAAGCUCAGUCACACCGCUUGACUGUCGAAGACCCCGUCAGCAUCGAAUACAUCACUAAAUACAUUGCCACCGUGCAACAGCGAUACACACAAAGUGGAGGUGUUCGACCCUUUGGUAUCAGCACCUUGGUUGUUGGAUUUGAUCCGAACGAUAAGACGCCCAGACUAUACCAGACGGAGCCAUCGGGUAUCUACUCUGCUUGGAAAGCGAAUGCUAUCGGCCGUUCCAGCAAGACCGUGCGAGAAUUCCUUGAGCGCAACCACCAGGAUGAUAUGGACCGAGAGCAGACGAUUCAGCUUACGAUCAAGUCGCUGCUGGAGGUGGUGCAAACAGGCGCCAAGAAUAUUGAAGUUGCCAUAAUGUCACCGGGCAAGACGAUUGAGAUGCUUCCCGAUGACCAGAUCGAAUCUUACGUCAAGAGCAUAGAGACGGAGAAACAGGAAGAAGCAGCAAAGAAGAAGACUCGGGCCGGCACUACUACGGCGGCCAUCCUAACACGAUCCGGUGGUGGGGAGUCCAGCGAGGCUCGGGAGUAG
Molecule: messenger RNA, 935 nt
Organism: Aspergillus nidulans FGSC A4
Lineage: Eukaryota; Fungi; Ascomycota; Eurotiomycetes; Eurotiales; Aspergillaceae
Gene: pre6
Product: proteasome core particle subunit alpha 4
Exons: 4
Coding region: 195-935 (246 amino acids)
Biological process (GO): proteasome-mediated ubiquitin-dependent protein catabolic process; proteasomal ubiquitin-independent protein catabolic process; protein catabolic process
Cellular component (GO): proteasome storage granule; nuclear periphery; nucleus
Source: RefSeq, a predicted model, not a curated record